Molecule: messenger RNA, 3872 nt
Organism: Contarinia nasturtii (swede midge)
Lineage: Eukaryota; Metazoa; Arthropoda; Insecta; Diptera; Cecidomyiidae
Gene: Ork1
Product: open rectifier potassium channel protein 1
Exons: 8
Coding region: 979-3609 (876 amino acids)
Biological process (GO): stabilization of membrane potential; potassium ion transmembrane transport
Cellular component (GO): membrane
Molecular function (GO): potassium ion leak channel activity
Source: RefSeq, a predicted model, not a curated record
CAGUAAUUGAUUGGUUUUGAUCGCGAUAACAUGGUCAUUUCUUUUACCAAUCGAACUCAAUUUUACGUCUCAUUAUAAGUUUUUGUUAUUUAUUUUUUGCGAUUUAAUACCGAAAAAUUGAUUUUCAUUUAUUUUAGCAGAAAAUUAAAAUUUUUUUUUAGAUCGAGUUUAAUCGGUUUUUCGUUUGAUUUUGUUCCAAUUUAACGUUUCAGCCACCAAACCAAUUGAACGACGGUUGAAUUGUCAAUACGGUGACAUUUAUACAACGCACAACGCACAACCACAACAACAAUAAUAAUUCAAAAAAUCAAGAAUUACAAAUUGAUUGAAAGAGCGAAAAAAAAUGUGUUUUAAUCUAAUUGAUGGUGACGAGUUUACUUGUGAUUGUUUUGAUUAAGUGACUUACAAAUCUAAUUUCCAAUUAAAAAUGCAUUUAUUUUGUGAAAAGACUACAUAUCGAACGGUGUCAAUAAAACAAAUUGAUUUUCAUCGAAAAUUCGCAUACAUUUGAUGUGCAUCAAAUAUGAAACGGCAACAUCAACAUCAUCAAACAUAAACGACAGAAUGCAAUUUUUGUUCCGAAUCUGUUCCAACGAAUUUAAACGACAAAGAAUUAUCUUUUGAAGCGUUAAAUUAAUUUAACCGCAACCGCAAUCACGUAAUCACGUGCCGAAUUUCAAAACAAGAUAUUAUUUAUAAUAAUAAUAAUAAAGUCAUAUCGAUAAAUGAUUGCCGUCUUACCAGAACUUAAUUGUUAAUUGUUUUUCUCAUAGUGAUAUUUCAAUAUGGACAUUAUUGGUUAAUGUGUGUGUAUAUAUUUUCUAAUGCGGUUAAAUUCAGUAUUUAUUCUAUGGCAUGUGAAUGUGAUAUGAAUUAUUUUUAAUUAUUUUCGGUUUUAAUAUUAAAAUUGUUGAUUUGAUAUUUAAAAAAAAAAAAUUCUUUGAAUUCUGACAACGACCUCCCGACGGCUUGAUAAAAAUGACACCAAGACAGUGGCUGGCAUUGUUCUUUUUCUAUAUUUCAUAUUUACUAUUUGGGGCCAGUGUCUUCUAUCACAUUGAACACGAAGAGGAACUUAAACAUUUCAGCAAUGAUGUACAACGACGCAUCGAUAUUAAUGAAAUUUUGGUAAAAUAUACAGAACCCAAAUUUCACGAUGCAAUAUUACAGAUGGUAGGUGACUAUUGUGGGAAGCCAGUGACAAAUUAUACAGACGGUUUUCAACCGUUCAAGUGGAGCUUCUAUCAUGCAUUUUUCUUCUCAUUCACCGUUUGCUCCACAGUUGGUUAUGGAAACAUCAGUCCGUCGACUACGAUGUCACGCAUGUUCAUGAUACUAUAUGGUCUGAUCGGAAUUCCGAUGAACGGAUUUUUAUUCGCGUAUUUGGGUGACUUUUUUGGCAAAGUUUUUGUCACAGCCUAUGAACGAUAUAAAACCUACAAAAUGGCCACGAAUAAAAAUUACAUCCCAAAUCAGCUUGGGUUGAUAGCGCAAAUACUUCUCUAUCUUAUUCCGGGAAUUGUGAUUUUUUUAUUUUUACCAUCGCUAAUAUUCAGAUAUUUUGAAGGAUGGGAUUAUUCGGAAGCCAUUUACUUUUCUUUUGUCACACUUUCAACUAUCGGCUUCGGAGACUACGUCCCAACUUUCAUUUCGGAUCAGGAGGAGAAAUUCGGUUAUAUGUUCUACGUGUACGAAGUGUUUAUCAUUUUUUGGUUCAUCUUUGGUUUAGGAUAUUUAGUAAUGAUUAUGUCGUUUAUUGCAAAGGGCCUGCGCAGUAAAAAAAUAUUGCGGUUGGAGAGUCAACUCGCGGAAAAUAUUCGUUCCACACAGACUCGAAUAUGGAACGGAGUGACAAAGGACGUUAGUUAUCUUAGACGAAUUCUAAACGAAGUUUAUAUGAUGAGAUUCAAGAAUACUUGUCCGGAGGAUGAGGAGCCUGACGAUUACUUACGAUGCAGAAGAACAUCUUCGUGUCCGGACCUAUCAAUUUAUCGUCAAAAUCUACCGACCAGAAAGCGUGCACAGUCAUGUUUCUAUCAUGUUGACGAUGAUCCCGAUUUUUUGACAAAUAUAAGAAAUAUUCAACGCGUUCAAUCUGAUGGUGACAUCCAUAAAGUUGAUCGCAAUCGAACCUCUGACGAGACAAAUGCCCAAAUGCAACCGACCGAAUUAUUGGCUCGCGUAUUUACAGCGCUGGGUAAUAUUAAAGCGGCUGAUGAUGAAGCACAAAGUAUAGCAGCGAUGAGCAAUGCCGGUUUUCAUGGUUUCUCCGAUUCGGAAAUUUUGGCAAGUGAAAAAUUACACGAUUCAAAAUGGUCGAUUCAAUUUUCCGACAGUAGUGUUUCCAUACCUCCGCCAAAAGCCCGCGGCCGAGCCGCGUCCGAUUUUCGUGCUCCUGUGCCGGAUCAAUUGGAGCUAAAUAAUUCACAUGAAUGGACAUGGAGCGGAAAUAAUCAACAAAUCGAAGAGUUUAUGCGUUUGAGAAAAUUAAACAAACGAAAAUCCCCGAAUUUGUAUCGAGCUGCUCUCACAUCGCCGAAAAUCGAUAGUCCGGCAUUUGUUGUAAAUGUUGAUGGUAGUCCCGAAACACCGCCACCACCACCACUGACACGAAGUCGAUCCAGUUCGACGUCGAUAUUUGAUCGAUUAAAUCCAUUUAAAAAACGUGAUGACUCAAGAAAAAUGUCACUCACACCGGAUCGUUUAGAUGUUAAAAGUUACUUAGAUCGUACAUCCCGUGGUCGAAUGAGUGCAUCACCAAUACCAUAUCUAACGCCAUCAGUUAAACGACGUCCCAGCACAUACUCAAUGCUAUCGACAAAUGAUGAGGCAACCGCUGAUGUUUUAGAAAAUACAACAAUUGCCGAUUUGAUUCGUGCCCUUGAGGUCAUGCACACCUCUGCUGUUAUUGGCGAUAAUAGUCAGUCAUUGGAGAAUUUAUUGAACGGUAGUUCACGGCCACGAGUCCAAUCGACAUCAAUGCACAGUACAACCAUUCAUAAUAUACAGCCACAGUCGCCACCACCGCCUCCAUUGAUAAAUAUUUUCCCGCCAUCAACACCAACAUCAUUGCAUGAUCGUCGCAAUUCUAUGCGACCACUAUCUACAUCGAAUACACCACUAUUUAAUCGUUCAAAUCGUCGUCGUCAAUCGACAAUCGAUCUACCAUCGUCGAGACGGUCUUCAAUUUUAAUGCCAACUUCAACGGGGCCGCCACCCUAUAGUUAUUCCACCAAUAAUGAAACACCACGUCCACAUCGUAGAUUCAGUGUUCGGCCCACACUGCUCUCGAUUCCACCGGGCCAAUCGCCCAUGCCAUCAGUUCAAGCAACUUCAUCAUUGCAAAAAAAGCUUUCGACUUUAAGACCAAGCCCACUACUCAACGACCACACAAAUUUAACAGUACGUCCGCAUCGUUUUGGUCGAUCGAUAUCAACGUGUUCUGCUAAUUACUCAGGUUCAGAACUGGAAACGUCUCCAUUGCCAAAUCGUAGUGUAUUUUUGACGACGGUCACCGAAUCACAAUUAAAUGUACCUCAAGUCAGGCCAACCAAUCGUCCAAAAUUUUUAGCAAAUUUAGAACGAAGGAGAUGCGAUUCCAUGAAAUAAACAAGUCAAACUUAAAAUAUUCAUCCAAUACGUUUUUGAUAAAUGUUUGGGUGAACGAAAUGAAUUUCUAUGAACUAAUAUAAUUGUAAAUGAUUCUAUUUUCCUUUUUCAGAAAAAAAAACUUGUAUUAAUUUUUGAAAUGAUUUAAUUACAUUUUAGCAUUUAUUAUUCUUGUUGAUAUAGGUAUUUUAUUGAAAAAAAUAUGUAUAUUCAUUUUCUCGAUAACCCGUGAAAUAUAUUUGGAAUACUUUGUUUCUUUUUUU